Messenger RNA from Nematocida parisii ERTm1, 660 nucleotides. RefSeq lists its product as uncharacterized. Lineage: Eukaryota; Fungi; Microsporidia. The transcript has a single exon. The record is from RefSeq and is a predicted model, not a curated record. Bases 1 to 633 code for a protein of 210 amino acids.
AUGAGAACAGCAGCAGAUGUAGACAGAACAAUUAAACAAAUGGAUACAAAAUACGAUGCAAAUUUUGGUGAGUGGGUGAGGAGUGAGGAUAAUUUAGACGUGCUUGGUGUAAAUUUAAAGAAGUACGUUAUAAAGUACUCACCAGAACUAUUUACUGAAGUGCUUAAUUGGAUAACGGACGGGUGGUCAACAACCUCAAAAAUACUUCUUAUGCAUAGGGUAUUUAAAAAUAUAAUAUUUGAAAAUAGUACACAUAGUGUAAUAAAUAAUAAAUAUAAUACAGUGUGUAAUAAUAAUGUAUUAAAUAGUACACAUAGUGUAAUAAAUAAUAGAUUAAAUAGUACACAUAGUGUAAUAAGUAAUGCAGAGUGUAAUUCAUUAGUGAUACAUCCAUUGCACAGGGUAGUGCGGAUAUUAAAGGGAGUGACUGAGAAUUGGAGAGUACAGGAAGUAGCAGAACUUUUGAUUGAAUUUAUAACAGAAAUGAAGAAAGAGGAGAAGAGAUUGUUCCUGCUGUGGAUGUUAGAGGAUACUCCCAGUGACAAACUAACGGAGAUAUUCAUUAGGAUUGAUGGGGCAAUUGACUGGGCAUUAAAGAUAAGCAUAAUAAAGAACAGUAAAGAGAGGAUGUAAAUCAGGGAGAAAGAAAAAGAGAGAGAU